AGCCGGAGACUCUGCCCCAUCUAGCGUGUAUAGGCCUCAAACUUAGGUUUCCUCUGAAUUGAAACGCAUGUAAAAUUCUGGAUAAUUCCUGCCCGCGGCCCGCAGAGCUGCCGGGCAUCCCUACGAGGCGGGCACGCAUGAUGCAUGAGCCGUGGAAUAGUGUGCCCGUAUACGCGACCUGUCACGCUCACCGGUUCCACACCUUCGCCGCCCCCCGCCACGCUAUAAUUCCCUCACCAACCCUCUCAGUCAGCUCACUCCCACCUAGCCACUUCACUUCACUCUCCGGCUUCCCACUCUCACCAGAGUCCAGAGCACAUCAAUCGGCAGCUAGCUCUGCUCGACCAGCGAGCUUAGCAAAGCCAAGGAAUCGAUAAAAGAGAGAAAGAGAGGUGAAACAAGAAGCCAUGGCGGCUGCAGGGGCUUCGGUGCUGCUGGUGAUGUUGUUGGCAGCAGUAGUGUGUGUGAGGGCGGACAUGAGCGCGGACAGGAGCGAGUGCGCGGAGCAGCUGGUGGGGCUGGCGCCGUGCCUGCAGUACGUGCAAGGGCAGGCGCGGUCGCCGGCGCCGGACUGCUGCGGCGGGCUGCGGCAGGUCCUGGGGAAGAGCCCCAAGUGCCUCUGCGUGCUCGUCAAGGACAAGGACGACCCAAACCUCGGCAUCAACAUCAACGCCUCCCUCGCACUCGCGCUCCCCUCGGCGUGCGGCGCCACCAAGGCCAACGUCUCCCACUGCCCCGAGCUGCUGCACCUCCCUCCGAACUCCAAGGACGCCGCCAUCUUCAGCCCCGGUGGCGACAAGGGCCCCGCCGCAACUCCAGGGAAGGACAACACAACGUCGACGACAAACUCCCGCACGCAGCAGGCCGCCAACGGGGCCGCCGCCGCCCCAUCCACGGCGACCGGUGGUGUCGCGCUGGCUGCGUUGCUCCUGGUCGGCUACCUCGCCCUGCUCCUGCCUAGGGAGUUCCCGGCCGCGGCUUCCUUCUAAGACCCGAUCGAUCAUCACCGUCCCCCCUGCAGCGCUACCGCGGGAUCAACGGCUCGGAAGUAGCACAAGCAGUCAAGCACCCGUGUAACGGCCGGCGAUCGAUCUGUGUUUGGACAAGAUCGAAUUAAUGUCCGGGUAUUAAAGCGUGUUGUAGUACUACGUGACAGAUAGAUGUGGUAGCUAGUACGACUAGUAAUCUGUCUUGGUUUGUUUGAACUGUCCUCUCUUUGUUUGUGUUACGAUGGCUGGGAGCGUAUACUUGAGUACCUUUAAGUA
Brachypodium distachyon (stiff brome) is the source of this 1265-nucleotide messenger RNA. Its product is annotated as protein YLS3. The record is from RefSeq and is a predicted model, not a curated record. Bases 408 to 989 code for a protein of 193 amino acids. Lineage: Eukaryota; Viridiplantae; Streptophyta; Magnoliopsida; Poales; Poaceae. Gene Ontology annotation, molecular function: lipid binding. The transcript has 3 exons. Gene Ontology annotation, biological process: lipid transport.